GACGAGGAUGAGGAUGCUGCAGCUGACUUCUGAGGAGUUUGGACUCAGACAUGAGAGGCAGCAUCCCAGCAUCUGAAGCUCAACAUCUCCAACUUCACUGUGUGUGAGUGAGUGUGUGUGUGUGUGUGUGUGUGUGUGUGUGUGCGCGACAGAGAGAGAGCGUUGAUGUGUGUGAAGCCAUGGCGAGCGCUCAGCCAGGCGUCCACGCUCUGAAACUUCAGCCUCCGUCCGUCUCCCAGACCCUGAGGACCGGGAGCAACUUCAUCAAAUGGGACGAGGAUCUCUCCACUGUCAGCCCCGUCACUCUGUUUGUGGAUCCUCAUGGAUUCUACCUCUACUGGUCAGACCAGAACAAGGACACGGAGCUGUUGGACUUGACCCUGGUGAAGGAUGUCAGGACGGGCCGAAGCACCAAAACACCGAAGGAGGCCAAGCUGCGGGAGCUGCUGGAUGUGGGGAAUCUGGUCGGUCGACUGGAGAACCGGAUGGUUACCGUGGUUACGGCUUCAGACCUCGUCAACGUCAACCAGCUUAACUUCAUCGCUUCACAGGAGGAGGAGGCCAAGGCCUGGUGUGAGGAGCUGUUUUCUCUGUCUUCCAACCUGCUGAGCAACAAUCUGAACAGAGACCACAGCCUGCUGAAAGCGUAUGUCAGAUUAACUCUUCAACCCAACGCUGAGGGCAGGAUCCCGGUGAAGAACAUCGUCCGCCUGUUUUCCUCCGACAGGAAGAGAGUGGAGAACGCUCUGGAGAACUGCAGGCUGCCCUACGGACGGGGUGACAGCAUCAAACUGGAGGACUUCACGCUGGACGUUUACCGGAACUUCCUGGAGAGUUUGUGUCCGCGCCCGGAGCUCGGGAACAUCUUCAAACUGCAAGGAGGGAAGGACGGAGCACUGUCCAUCGACCAGAUGACCGACUUCAUCAAUAACAAGCAGCGAGACCCUCGACUCAACGAGAUCCUCUACCCGCCUCUCCGGCCCGCCCAGACCCACGCCGCCAUGGAGCGCUACCAGCAGGACCAGGACCAGCUCAGACAGGGCCUGAUCUCUCUCCAGGCGUUCUCCAGUUAUCUGUCCAGUGAUGAAAACGGCGUCAUUCCUCCAGAGAAGCUGGAUCAGUCGGAGGACAUGAGCUUCCCUCUGUCCCACUACUUCAUCAAGUCGUCACACAACACGUACCUGACAGCCGGCCAGCUGGCAGGAAGCUCGUCGGUGGAGAUGUACCGGCAGGUUCUCCUGGCCGGCUGCCGCUGUGUGGAGUUAGAUGUCUGGAAAGGACGAACGGCGGAGGAGGAGCCGGUCAUCACUCACGGAUUCACCAUGACGUCUGAGAUCUCUUUCAAGGAGGUGAUUGAAGCCAUCGCAGAGUGCGCCUUCAAGACGUCGCCCUUCCCUGUCAUCCUCUCCUUCGAGAACCACGUAGACUCUUUGAAGCAGCAGGCCAAGAUGGCUGAAUACUGCCGCUCCAUUUUUGGAGAUGCUCUGCUGAUUGACCCUCUGGACAAAUAUCCACUGGAGUCGGGCGUCCCGCUGCCCAGUCCUCAGGAACUGAUGGGAAAAAUCCUCAUCAAGAACAAGAAAUCCCACAAACCCGCCAACAACGCCGACACCAAGCGACUGACGGACCAACCUGCCAAUCAGAGCAACGAGCCGCUGUCUCCUAGCAACAACACAGGAGAGAUGGAGGCUGAGAGUGAGGAAGAUGAUGAUGAUGAAGAUGAUGAUGGUAAAAAGGGCUCGGCCGAGCGGGAGGCCGUGGCCACGGAGGAGAUGUCCACGCUGGUCAACUACGUCCAGCCCACCAAGUUCAACUCCUUCGAAGCCUCCAAGAAGGCAGCCCGCUGCUACCACAUGUCGUCGUUCGUGGAGACCAAAGCGUUGGAGCAUCUCACCAAGUCGCCGGUGGAGUUCGUGGAGUAUAAUAAGUCCCAGCUGAGCCGGAUCUACCCCAAAGGAACCAGAGUGGACUCGUCCAACUUCAUGCCGCAGCUGUUCUGGAACGCCGGCUGCCAGCUGGUGGCGCUCAACUACCAAACCAUAGAUCUGUCCAUGCAGCUCAACCUCUUCAUGUUCGAGUACAACGGCCGCAGCGGCUACAGGCUGAAGCCGGAGUUCAUGAGGCGGCCGGACAAACACUUCGACCCGUUCACGGAGAACACGGUGGACGGCAUCGUGGCCAACACCCUCUCAGUGAAGGUGAUUUCGGGCCAGUUUGUGACGGAGCGGAGGGUGGGGGUGUACGUGGAGGUGGAGAUGUUCGGCCUUCCAGCAGACACCCGGAGGAAAGCCCUGAAGACCAAGACGUCCCAGAACAACAACGCCAUCAACCCAGUGUGGGACGAGGAGCCCAUCGUCUUCAAGAAGGUGAUUCUUCCCACUCUGGCCUCGCUGAGAAUCGCUGCCUUUGAGGAAGGAGGGAAGUUCAUCGGCCAUCGAAUCAUCCCGGUUUCCGCCAUCAGACCAGGUUAUCGAUACAUCGGCCUGCGGAACGAGAAGAACCAGUCCCUGAUCCUGCCGGCGGUGUUCGUCUACAUCGAGGUCAAAGACUACGUCCCCGACACCUUCGCAGAUGUGAUCGAGGCUCUGUCCAACCCCAUCCGCUACGUCAACCUGCUGGAGCAGCGGUCCAAGCAGCUGGCCGCCCUGACGCUGGAGGACGGCGAGGAGGACGUGCAGCCCGAGGACGAGGUGGAGAGCUGCAGAGCAGCGGAGCGGAAGAACGACCCCAGAUCGGCGCCGCUGGAGAACGGGCUGAGCCCGGCGUCCGGACCGGCAGGCCACACCCCCGUCGCCACCACGCCCAAAUCCUCCGCCACCAAUCAGCAAGCGGCGGCCACAGACGCUCCCAAACCGGCGGCCAAGACCGAAGACCUGGUCCUCAGCGUCCUGAUCGAGGUGCCGGUGUGCAGCCUGGAGAACCUGCAGCAGUCCAAAGGUCACCAGAAGGAGCAGAGGAGGCAGUUCAAGGAGCUGAAGGAGCUGGUGAGGAGGCACCAGAAGAAAACCUCCGAGCUGCUCAGAGACUUCAGCAGCAGGAACAAGAAGACGGCGCGGCAGCGCAGCAAGGCCAGGGCGUCGGACACCGAGAAAGACGAGCGUCUCCAGCAGCUGAGGGACGAGCAGCACCAGCAGCUUCUGGCUCUGAGGCAGGAGCAGUACUACAGCCAGAAGUACCUCCAGAGGGAGCACAUCAAGACGCUGACAGAACGACUGACCAGCAUGGCCGAAGAAAUCCACAACUCCCAGAUGAAGAAGCUCAAAGACAUCUGUGACAAGGAGAAGAAGGAGCUGAAGAGACAGAUGGACCGAAGGAGAACCGAGAAGAUCAACCAGGCCAAGACCAAAGAGAAACACCUGGCGGAGGAGGAGAAGAUUGAGAUCAAUAAGUCCUACGUCAACGAGGUGGUCCAGAACAUCAAACGGCUGGAGGAGACGCAGGCGAAGCGUCACGAUCAGCUGGUGGAGCAACACAACCAGCUGCUGGCCGAGAUCCAGGAGCUGAAGCCCAAGCUGCAGGCCGCUGUGGAGGCGGAGUUUCAGGAGAAGUUCCAGUGUUUACCCGGCGAGAUCGAAGACUUCCUGCAGGACAGGAAGACGGAGGUCAGGGGUCACAGCAAGUCCCGGUCGUCCACGCCGCACGAGGCGCUGUCGGAGGAGGACUGAGG
Salarias fasciatus (jewelled blenny) is the source of this 3667-nucleotide messenger RNA. RefSeq names its product 1-phosphatidylinositol 4,5-bisphosphate phosphodiesterase beta-1-like. The transcript has 32 exons. Gene Ontology annotation, biological process: phosphatidylinositol-mediated signaling; lipid catabolic process; G protein-coupled receptor signaling pathway. NCBI's taxonomy places the organism in Eukaryota, Metazoa, Chordata, Actinopteri, Blenniiformes, Blenniidae. The coding region runs from base 180 to 3665 and encodes 1161 amino acids. Gene Ontology annotation, cellular component: cytoplasm; nuclear speck. The record is from RefSeq and is a predicted model, not a curated record. Gene Ontology annotation, molecular function: phosphatidylinositol-4,5-bisphosphate phospholipase C activity; calmodulin binding; calcium ion binding.